GCUCAGGCAGAGUGGUUUGUCAUAGCCUUUGCUUGGCACUCUACGUUGGCUUGCCAGUAGACACGUUCGCAUACAGUAUGCUGUAAAUGCACGCACAAACCACUUACACCGUCAGAAUCUGAUAUGACAGGGAAGCGCUAGGCAGCGGUCAAGCUGCAGUUUACAGUAUCGGGAAAGCGUACUGGUUGGCUAGGAGUAAGAGUGGAUUCAUGAAAGAGCAGAGCUCGCUGCUCUACUUCUGCAGGUGACAAAACUUCGGAUGGUUGACUUGGUCGAGACGCGGUAGACGACAAGGUGACGGUUCACCCCGUGAUCGGUAACACCUCCUUGAUCCACUCGCCGGUCCGCAUUUCCGAUGACCUGAAACUCCCGCGGGGCUAUCGUUCGGAGACGGUGCUGGCCGAGUGAGUGCGGGGGCUGUAACGCGAAUCCGACCUGUCUGCUAUACCGCCUUUGGCGCGUUUUCCGCUUUCGCGCUGUUGACUGUUGCAGACGGGCGUGCAAGGCCGGCGGAGGUUCUGCAUGUCUCCUUGUUGCCCGCACUUCAGCGCAGCGAGGUUGAACCGACUUGUUGGACACGUCUAGAGAAUAGAGCCCUGCCAGAACCGCAAGAGACAAUGAUUGGGGCUCGACCUCUUCGAUGGCAGUUCGUCUUUCUUGCAGUAUUGCUGCUUGCUGGACAGGCUUGGUCGCUAGCUCCGCGAAACGACAACCAAGGCGAAGAUCAUGAAACAGCCCAUUCCAAUGGUACAGAUGUAUUACAUGUGAAGAUGGCACACAGUAACUGGACGCUGUCUUCUGAGUACUACAGUGUGGUUGCAUUCAAAGGUGACAACAUGACUUUCACCUGCAAGCUGCCGUGGGACAAGAGGCCGCACGCGUACACAAUACUCAUGGAGUCGCAGGAUGGCGAGAAUCUCGCCCGACCCUCGUACGGCCUCAUCGAUAAGAACACUAACAAAGUCAUUGUCGGCGCCACCAUACCAGCCCGUCUGCAGACAAAGUUGUACGUCUGCAAAUGGCAAAUCGCUCGCUCCGACAAAACAACAGAGAACGAUGCGUUCGUCGACGCAGAGGCCCAUGAGAGAAUUAUGCCAGUCCGCGUCGUUCACCGGCCGAGGAUGAGUGUCAUCGUUUCCCCACACCAACACACCGCAUGGCUACCCAGUCAUGGAGUGCUGCUAGUGCGCCCCGACACUCGCGGGUCGGUGUUCUGUAGCGUGGUGUCAGGGCACGGCUACAGCGUGAUCGCCACCCUGGACGGGACAACACAGAACUGCAGCCGUGCAGCAGCGGCGGAGAUACCCGAGAGCUGCAAUGGCACCCUGGCAGGCUCCGGGGAUCCAGCGACCGACACACUGCCAACCAGAAGGGUCCUGUGUUCGGUACCGGUACGCAUAGGCACGUUGCAGUGCUCCGUGGACUAUGGCAAGGCCACGGCCAGUGCUGCUGUCAUCAGCAUGUUGCCGUACAGUGUUCCAGAAGGAGUGUGGAGAAUGUCACGGACGCACGGGAAUACCAUGGAUGCUAUGGACACUGCACAGGUUAAUGCCGUGAAGAACGCUCCACUGGUACUCAGAGCCAAGUUCUACGUCCAACCAGGACGCAUGUACGGCAUUGAAAUCGACAAGUUAAUCGGCGAUGGCAAUGACUUCGAUUCAAGUUAUGGAAACUACUAUGAGAAAAGCUCAGCAACAAAUGUUCUGUUGGUUGCACAUACAAUAACUAAGUCAACAACAGACGCAGACUCUGGACGCUACAGAAUUUUCAUCAGCCUAACAAAAAGCUUUUGGGAUAGACAUGAUACAGUUGUUGAAGUUCGUGUUGUUUCGAGACCAGACAUGAAAGUGUUCUUACCGGCAGCAAAGGUGCUCCAACGAGAGGUUGGCGGUGUGCGAACAUAUUUCGUUCCACCCAACGUUGGCAGUUCAGCCGUGCUGCUUUGCAACAUGCGCGCUGGCAAUGCCACAGACAUUGAACUAUGGCGGGAGAAUACUCCCAUCAAGGAGUAUCUGACCCAGCGGGAACUGGCAGCAGUACGUAACACAACAUGUACCGACUGCCUGGCACAGUCCGCUGUCGUGUCCGUGCAAGGCCCUGAGGAUGGCAUCAACGGCUCCACGUACGCCUGCCGUGUGCGACAGCACGGCACCCUCUUCCAAGCGUCAGUGAAGCUUAUUCAACUCUACCCGCAGACAAUUACCAGCAACAAGCAACAGCUUCUAGUGGAGUCCAACACCACAGUGAUCCUAGCUGAUGUGGCCAUAACAGGCUUUCCCCUGCCCGAGGUUCAAGUGACGCUGCCAAAUACACUGCCAAUCGGCGAUGGAAUCGACUCCACAUAUCGUCUUCACCCAGACUCACAGUCCAAUAUCAGCGUUCGCCUGGAUAACUACUCAACGAUCCUUCUGGAGUACACCGUGAGCAAGAGUGUCCUGUAUACAGCAACGGUGACGGGAAAGCUCGUCUCACCGCUGGGAACACCGUCUGAUGGUGAUCACCUGGCUGGCAACUACACAUUUAGCAUUCUCAAUCGUGUUCUCGGCAACGGGCCUAGUCAGGUGGUGAUCGCACUCGAAACAGAAACAUUCAUAGUUCACGAGAACGUUUCUAUUGGUGUUGACCGGCUAUCCAGCAGAUCAAUUCGAUGUGAGUUGAGUCAUGAAGUCUACUGGCCAGUCACUUGGAAAUGGUUCACGAAUGGAAGCAGUGCACUUGAAGAACCUAGCGAGCAACCCCUCCUGACCAGCCACGGGUUGUCGUCACUGCUCCAGCUCUCGCACAAACAAGUGUAUGACCUUCGCGAGGCCCAGGGCAGCGUGCUGUGCCGAUCUCAGUGGAGAGACUGGAAUGACAGAAUGAGAGACGCUGAGGCCGUGGCUUUCGUACCUACAGAGGAGGAGCCUUCGUCGGAUCCAAACAUCACUCUAGGCGUGCGGCUGAACCACACCGACGAUGGUCUCGUCAUGCACUGCUACUUGGAUGCACGACUGCCAGCAGCAGAUAGUGGUGACGUGCAGUGGCGCUGGAGGAGCACGGCCAGUGAGGUGGUGAGUGCAGGCCUGCGCUGGUCCAGCACGCUGUUCGUGUCCACCACACAGCUCAACGUGCUCCUGGCGCUCUCGCGUAACGUCACCUGCUCGGUGUCCUGGCUGGACACUGAUGGAUUCCGACACAGGAGAACAAAGAUUGCCUAUCACCCCACAGAAAAAGUCCACGAGCCAGAAAGCCUAAUGUCCUGGCAGAACAUCUCCAAGUCCACCGCAAUCGGCCUGGGUGCCGGCAUUCCAGUGGUGUUGAUACUUGUGUACGUUGUCUGGUACAACUGGCGGCGCAUUACUCCGUACCUGAAGUCCUACCAAUCCGUGUUCAGCAUGAAUCACCUCAAGGAGCUGAGCAUCGGAUCAACAUCGCGUGUCUUCUACGUGAUCAUCAAGACAAUGGUGAAUGGCAAGGUGAUGCUGGAAGAGCCGGCUGUACUCGUCGUCUCUAAAGAUGAUCCUGACUGGGGAAGCGGUGGGUUUUUCGGCCCGUUUUCCCCGGCACACGGACGAACGCCGACAACACCGUCAGCCCCACCGCCAGUGGCACCACGGCCAAAGUCGCUCGCGCUGGCUACGUCUCCAAUGUCUCCAAUGUCCACGACGUCGGCACGGACACCUGUUUCGCCGCGGCCCGACCCGCACCGCACCUACUACGAAGUCAUGCUGCUGCUACAGGAGAACGACGCUGGGCACAGGAACGUCAUCAAGAUGAUAGUCAAAUAUAGCAGCCUGAUGCAGCACGAUUCGGAGUUCAACGGUCGGCUUGUCUUGGAGUACGCACCACACGGCACUCUGCUCGACUACCUCAAGUCCAGGGUUGUGACGAAGAAGCACCACUGUCAUGGUUACAUCGACUGUUUGUGCAUCGGUGGACGCGAACUGCCGUUCCGAUCCGCCACACCGAGCAGCUUGACAGUUACCGAAUCAUCGCGGCCUCCAUCGGUGACUAGCAUUGAUACGGUGCAGGAACAGCGGGAACACCUCACGCCAUACAUGCUUUACGACUUUGUCAAUCAGCUGGCGGAGGGCAUGAAGUUUGUGCGCAACAAAGGGGUGGUUCAUGGUGAUCUGGCAUCAAGGAAUAUACUGAUAGGGCAGGGCGGUGUGCUGAAGAUCUGCGAUUUCGGUCACUCCUGGUCGGCCACGAUCGAUCGGCGGCCACCAUCCACGCCUGUUCGAUACGCGCCUAUUGAGCGUCUGAUCAGCCCACCCACGCUUUGCGUCCAAAAUGAUAUCUGGUCAUUUGGUGUAGUGAUCUGGGAAAUGUGUACUCUAGGGAAAGACCCGUAUGAGAGCCACGCCAAUGGUGAUAUCCUCCAGCAUCUUCUGCAAGGAAACCGUCUACCGUGUCCGCGGCACUGCAGCGAAGCCGUGUUCGCUGUUAUGGAGAAUUGCUGGCGUACUGAGCCGGAGCAGCGAUGCACGUAUGAAGAAAUUCAAGACAAAUUCGAGAAUAUUCCCCAUGAUCCCUAUGAUGGUUACUUGCAGACUAUACCAGGCACGGAAGCACCGCGGUCGCAGACUGGCUAUGUUCCAGUGGAAGACGCGUUCGAGGAGAUCACAUCAGAACACGACACAGCCAGUGAGAGCAGGAGUGCCCGCAGCGACGACGACGGAGAUGACGCUGACAGCGCUAGCGACCCGGAGGACACAACACCGCAGAUAAUCGUAUCGAGUAGGCUAAUGCAGAGCUUGGUCAGGCCUAUGAGUGCAUCCAACCCAGCACUACACCAACCACACAUGGAGUCUAGUAGCGUGGAAUGCUCCGUUGUGCACAAGUCCUGCGAUGCCAUCUGCGUGGAGGCAGUGUGCGAUAUCUCAAAGGAAUCGUGUCAGCGAAGCAGCUCCGCCGCACUCUCAGAUGCGGACUAUGCGCUUGCAUGUGACCAUGUUAGUAUGGCAGCAGGCUGCCAAGCAGAGGCAGAGGCUGUCGCGUCAAGCGACAGUGAAGAAGGGCAUGGUGAACGGCACAGCGAGGCAGGGUUUUACAGUGUCGACGAGGAGUAAGAGUAGCAAUGAUGAACACACCAAUACAUGAAGGUUGCACCGAGGACAACAUCACAUGGCAUGCGCACAGUGCAUCUCAGAAGUGUGCCAAGCAUGGCAUGUGCACAGUGCAUCUCAGAAGUGUGCCACCACACAUGGGCGGCUAGUAUUGACACUGAACCAGGAGAUGUACACCGUGCUGUCUGUGGCCCCGUCACACUGGUUUGAUCAUCCACUACGACCGCAAGCAACAAUAUUCUAGCACAGGACUCUAUUAUGAGUAUUACCCAACGGCUUCCACUACGUGUGCCAGGCUACGUGCAAUUACAACAACUCUUAGGGCAGAUCUAUACUAUGAACAGCAAGUCAUUCAUCAGCUAUGUGAUUUCUUGAUUCGAAACUUGUCUUAAAUUAGCUUUAAAAGAUGCACUGCCGUUUUGUCAAAACUUGAGAAUUCUCUAGGAUCUGCUUCAUAUACAUGCUAGCAAUAUGUUUCUUCAACUUGGUUUCGGUGAGAUUCAACCAUCAUUAGAUUAGGACAAUAGGAUUAUCAAUUUUCGUCCUCCAUUCUCACGAGAAUAAAUUUAGGAUGCUGUUAUGAGUGUUAUCACAAUUUAAUUUUAUUCACAUAUUGGAUUUUUUCACUUCCGAA
Molecule: messenger RNA, 5682 nt
Organism: Sycon ciliatum
Lineage: Eukaryota; Metazoa; Porifera; Calcarea; Leucosolenida; Sycettidae
Exons: 18
Coding region: 618-5051 (1477 amino acids)
Biological process (GO): cell surface receptor protein tyrosine kinase signaling pathway; protein phosphorylation; multicellular organism development
Cellular component (GO): signaling receptor complex; plasma membrane
Molecular function (GO): transmembrane receptor protein tyrosine kinase activity; ATP binding
Source: RefSeq, a predicted model, not a curated record